Microthlaspi erraticum is the source of this 2319-nucleotide messenger RNA. The record is from the annotation of a GenBank genome assembly. NCBI's taxonomy places the organism in Eukaryota, Viridiplantae, Streptophyta, Magnoliopsida, Brassicales, Brassicaceae.
AUGGAGUCUCCGUUUAAACCCGAGGUGCUCAAAGGCAAGGUGGCUCUCAUCACCGGCGGCGGAUCCGGCAUCGGUUUCGAGAUCUCUUCUCAGUUCGGCAAACAUGGAGCUUCCAUCGCCAUCAUGGGUCGCCGGAAACAAGUCCUCGACGACGCCGUCUCCGCUCUCCGAUCUCUCGGAAUUUCGGCAAUUGGAUUGGAAGGUGAUGUUCGUAAGCAAGAGGAUGCGAAAAGAGUCGUGGAAUCGACUUUUCAGCAUUUCGGAAGGAUUGAUAUUCUCGUUAACUCCGCCGCCGGAAAUUUCCUCGCUUCAGCUGAGGAUUUGACUCCCAACGGAUUCCGAACAGUUAUGGACAUUGAUGCAGUGGGAACAUUCACCAUGUGCCACGCAGCGCUCAAGUAUCUUAAGAAAGGAGGACCUGGGAGAGACUCAUCAUCAAGCGGCGGUUCGAUUCUCAACAUUAGUGCUACUUUGCAUUACACAGCUUCUUGGUACCAAAUACACGUCUCUGCAGCCAAGGCAGCGGUUGAUGCUACAACUAGAAACUUGGCAUUGGAGUGGGGGACUGAUUACGAUAUUAGAGUGAACGGGAUUGCACCAGGCCCGAUUGCAGGUACGCCUGGAAUGAGUAAACUUGUACCUGAGGAGAUUGAAAGCAAAGCCAGAGAGUACAUGCCUCUCUAUAAACUCGGAGAGAAGUGGGAUAUCGCCAUGGCUGCACUCUACUUGAGCUGUGAUUCUGGGAAAUUUGUGAAUGGACUGACAAUGGCGGUAGAUAGAGGACUGUGGCUUAGCAAACCUCGCCAUUUGCCUAAAGAAGCUGUAAAGGAACUCUCUCGUGUGGUCGAGAAGAGGUCCAGAGCCAAGCCUGUUGCUAUGGCUUCCACCGCCGCAAGUUCCACCUUUUCACUCCUUAAGUCAACCGGCGUCGUCGCUUCCUCCGCCGCUACUCGCGCACGCGCCUCCCUUCUGCCCGUUCCCUUCAAAUCUGUUUCCGCGCGUCCUCUCGGCUUCUCCGCCGUCGUCGACUCCCGUUUCUCUGUGCAUGUCGCCUCCAAGGUACAGUCGGUGCGCGGGAAAGGGACCAGGGGAGUUGUAUCCAUGGCGAAGAAGAGCGUCGGAGAUCUGACAUCCGCUGAUUUGAAAGGGAAGAAGGUUUUCGUGAGAGCUGAUCUCAAUGUACCUCUCGAUGACAAUCAGACCAUCACUGACGAUACCAGAAUCCGCGCCGCCAUUCCAACCAUCAAGUAUUUGAUCGACAAUGGCGCUAAAGUCAUCCUCUCCACUCAUCUGGGAAGGCCAAAAGGAGUCACACCAAAGUUCAGUUUGGCUCCUCUUGUCCCUAGGCUUUCAGAGCUUCUUGGUAUUGAGGUCAAGAAAGCUGACGACUGUAUCGGUCCGGAGGUGGAGAGCUUAGUGGCUGCUCUUCCAGAAGGUGGAGUUCUGCUUCUUGAGAAUGUGAGAUUUUACAAGGAGGAAGAGAAGAACGAUCCUGAGUUUGCUAAGAAGCUUGCUGCGCUAGCUGAUCUCUAUGUCAACGAUGCUUUCGGAACUGCUCACAGAGCCCACGCUUCUACCGAGGGAGUCACAAAGUUCUUGAAGCCUUCAGUUGCUGGUUUCCUCUUGCAAAAGGAGCUAGACUACCUUGUUGGCGCUGUUUCAAACCCAAAGAGACCAUUUGCAGCCAUCGUUGGUGGUUCCAAGGUCUCGUCCAAGAUUGGAGUUAUUGAGUCACUUCUUGAGAAGUGUGAUAUCCUUCUUCUUGGUGGUGGAAUGAUCUUUACAUUUUACAAGGCACAAGGUCUUUCAGUUGGCUCGUCCCUUGUUGAAGAAGACAAACUUGAAUUGGCGACAGAGCUCCUUGCCAAAGCUAAGGCCAAGGGAGUCUCUCUUUUGUUGCCAACGGAUGUUGUGGUUGCUGACAAGUUCGCUCCUGAUGCCAACAGCAAGAUUGUGCCUGCAUCAGGCAUUGAGGACGGAUGGAUGGGACUGGAUAUUGGUCCAGACUCUAUCAAAACUUUCAACGAAGCUCUGGACACAACACAGACAGUCAUUUGGAACGGACCUAUGGGAGUUUUCGAGAUGGAAAAGUUUGCGGCUGGAACAGAGGCGAUUGCGAACAAACUAGCAGAGCUAAGUGAGAAAGGAGUGACAACGAUAAUAGGAGGAGGAGACUCAGUGGCUGCAGUGGAGAAAGUAGGAGUUGCAGGAGUCAUGAGUCACAUCUCCACCGGUGGUGGAGCCAGCUUGGAGCUCUUGGAAGGCAAAGUACUUCCCGGUGUGAUCGCCCUUGACGAAGCUGUCCCAGUCACCGUUUAG